AUGGUUUUGCCAUCCUCCAAACGGCGAAAGACGGAGCCACCCUCAGAGUGGUUGCUGGCAGGACCAGAUGACCUGGAUGUCGGCACGGUGGUGAUGUACGAGGCGGAGGACGGCUUCCGGAGGGGCAUCAUCUACGACACCUUCGAUGCAGUGGACAACUACUGGGUGGAAGACGAGGAGACCCACAUGGUGGUCCGGGACGCCUCCGACGCGGUGGUGGAUUUCCAGUCUAAACAGCUGCAUGUGGCCAAACCCGAGUGGUUGCGGCAGUUCCUGCUCGAAGAGGGUGAGGAACAGACCGCACCGGACGAGCUCCCCAACGUGGGUGUCUUGCUGAUCGGCACCAAGGAGCAGAUGGCCCAAAUCCAGAAGCAUUUCGGACCAUCCAGCACUGAGGAGCGCACCACACCGCAGCAGCUGCUGCCAGUCCCCUGCGCCAGCUGCGUGGAGGGUUUGGCACGCUGUGCAGCCGAAGGAGUGGAUAAAGGCUUGCGGGAAUUGGGCCAAAGCUUCCGCAAGGACAUCAGCGUGGCGGUGAGGGUGGCUUACUUGAAGCAAGUGAUGCUGAAGCUGGCAGAGGAAGGUCUCAAGAAACUUGAGGAGUACUUCUGCUUGGCAUCAGUGCAUUUGCCCUUUGAUUGGGACAGCAUCAAAGAAGUCGAGGGUGAGGAGGCCCGCAAAAGGAGAAACCUUUGGAAUCAGAUCGACCUUUGCAUCACAGCGCAGUCCGAGGCUCAGAGCCCAACUGAGUCGGUGCUGCACAACGCGCGCAUUUGUCUAGCUGAGCACUGCGGGCUCGAGGUCUCUGACCAUCUCUGGGAAGAGGAGGUACAACUUGAGAUGCGGCGCAAGCUUCAAGUGCCAAACUUGCCGGUGAGAUUGCAGGACGCCUUAGGCGUGGAGGUCUUUCUGCUGGUGCUUCCCAGCAAUGCGACAGUGACCUUCAUCAACGGUGCGCUUUGCUUUGGAGAGGACCCCGCCGAGCCACCGUGCCGCGCGCGAUCAAGCGCACGCUGGCACGAUCCACACGCUGUGCCUCGCACCCGGCAUCGCACCGCUGGUCCAUACCACCAGGCCUCGGUGCUCGAAGUGGCUGGAGCUGGGGCUGGUGCCGAUGAGGCACCGAAAGAAGAUGCUAAGACACAGCCGGCAUUGCAAGACAAGACGGUGCGGCAGUGGGAAGCGCUCCAGUCAUCCGAGUUCGCGCAUUUGCCGCGGCUGCCAGCCCCGUGGCUGAGAGUGCGAUCGAGGAGCGACGGAGGCAUCUACUUCUACAACAAGGAGACGCGGAAGGCCAGUUUUGUCGAACCACGAGCACCUGCCCCACAUGCGCCGCUUGCGCCGCCUCGGCCGGCACCUGAACCUGUGGCAACUACUACACCAGUGCCGACACCGGCAGCAACAUCAAACAAUUCUUUGCCGCCAGGUUGGACGCAGCACACCUCCAAAAGCAAUGGGAAGGUUUACUACUUCAACAAGGAGAAGAACGUGUCGAGCUACUACUUUCCGCGCUCCUGA
Molecule: messenger RNA, 1518 nt
Organism: Durusdinium trenchii
Lineage: Eukaryota; Dinophyceae; Suessiales; Symbiodiniaceae
Source: the annotation of a GenBank genome assembly